Hemicordylus capensis (graceful crag lizard) is the source of this 2159-nucleotide messenger RNA. RefSeq names its product syntrophin gamma 2 (gene SNTG2). Lineage: Eukaryota; Metazoa; Chordata; Lepidosauria; Squamata; Cordylidae. The transcript is spliced from 17 exons. Bases 401 to 2023 code for a protein of 540 amino acids. The record is from RefSeq and is a predicted model, not a curated record. Gene Ontology annotation, cellular component: dystrophin-associated glycoprotein complex; intracellular anatomical structure. Gene Ontology annotation, molecular function: protein binding; structural molecule activity.
CCUGUGUGGACGCUGACAGCCAGACUCCCAGCCUCCGGGCAAAUACAGCCCUGAGCCGGUGUCAGCAGCAUCACCAAGUGUUUGCACUUCCUCCCCUGUCUCUCCCUCACUUCAGUUAGCGGGGAAGAAACGAAGCAAGAGGGGGGCUGGCUGCUGGAGAGCCGCCGUUGCCGCUCGCCUUGAGCAAAGCCGCUUCAGCGCCAGCGCGCAGAGCUCUGUGGCAGCGCCCGCCUUUUCCGCUACUUCGCCUCGCUCUCGCCAGUAGCUUGCUCUGCCUGAGCCGCUGCCGCCGCCUGCAGAGCUGCUAGGGAGGCGCGUAUGUUAUUGGGGAUUAAAUGCCUGGCACGAGCCUUGCUGAGUUCGCCAUUCAGAAAGGACUCAUCUAGCUGCAUGGGAGGAAAUGAACGUGGCGGGGAAGCCGUCUCCUCCAGCACAGCUCGAGCGCCCGGACAGCCUCCUCGUCCCCACUUGGACAAAAACUGGUAUUGCAUUGUUAUACGAUGAAAUAUCUGAAAACGCCUAUGAAAUCCGACUGAAGCUGACAAAAGAGGUACUAACAAUUCAAAAACAAGAUGUCAUCUGUGUUAGUGGAAGUGAUCACAGUGCAAAUCACAGAACUGUUAAACUACGUAGACAACCAGUUGGUGGCUUGGGCCUAAGUAUAAAGGGUGGUGCUGAGCACAAAGUGCCUGUCGUCAUAUCAAAAAUAUUUAAAGACCAAGCAGCGGACCAAACAGGAAUGUUAUUUAUAGGAGAUGCAGUAAUACAGGUUAAUGGCAUCAAUGUAGAAGGUGCUACCCAUGAAGAAGUGGUGCAUCUACUGCGGAAUGCUGGCGAUGAAGUUGCCAUCACUGUUCAGUACCUCAGGGAAGCUCCAUCAUUUCUAAAGCUCCCGUUGGGUUCCCCUGGACCGUCAAGUGAUCACAGCAGUGGUGCUUCCUCUCCUCUCUUUGACAGUGGUUUACAUUUAAAUGGAAACUCAACAAACACAGCACCAUCAUCACCUUCUUCACCCAUAGCUAAUGAACCAAAGUAUGAGAAACGCUGGCUGGACACAUUAUCAGUUCCUCUGUCGAUGGCUCGAAUCUCGAGGUACAAAGCUGGAACAAAUAAAUUAAGAUCUAAUGCAUUUGAAGUACUGGCACUUGAUGGAGUUAGCACUGGGAUACUUCAGUAUUUUACAGCCCAGGAGAGUGCUGACUGGCUGAGAGCAUUAUCAACUAACAUCAGUGACUUGACACUACAAAGUAUAAAGAUGUCAAAUAAAUGCUGUUCUCCUUCAGACCAGGUGAUACAUAUGGGGUGGGUGAAUGAAAGGUUCCAAGGAGCAGACUCACCACAGCUCUAUAAAUUCAAGUUCCUGGCACUGAAGGGUUCAUCAUUCUACAUUUUCGGCACACCACCGGUAAGCACAUUAGACUGGGUGCGGGCUGAAAAAAUCUAUAACCUCUGUGAGGUUCUAUUUAAAAUUCACAAGCUUUGGCUUAAUGAUGAUUGCUGGCUACAAGCAAAUUUGUACUUAGGUAUUAAUCAAGACUAUGAGCUUGAAGACCAGAGGCCAUAUUGUUUCAGUGUCGUGGUUGGACAUGGCAAGAGUCAUUAUUUCAAUGUGGAACUAGGGAGUGAACUGGCAAUAUGGGAGAAAUCAUUUCAAAGAGCAAUUUUUUUGGAAGUUCAGAGAACAGGGGCGAAAACCUAUAUGUGUAGCUGGCAAGGAGAAAGCUUAUGUUUCACCUUAGACUUUGCUUUGGGAUUCACUUGCUUCGACAAUAAAACAAAGAAUGUCCUCUGGAGAUUUAAAUUCUCCCAGCUCAAAGGCUCAUCAGAUGAUGGAAAAACGCGAGUCAAACUUCUCUUUCAGAAUACAGAAACCAAACAAAUUGAGACAAAGGAACUAGAAUUUCAGGAUUUGACAGCAGUUUUAAACUGUAUUCACUCAUUUAUAGCUGCUAAGGUUGCAUCGGUGGAUCCAUUAUUUAUAGAUGGCCAGAGCAUUGCAAGAAAAUAUACCUACAGUAAUUAAGAGAAUUCAAUGUUAUGAUUAUGACAGAUAAAUUAUUUUCUUAAAGAAAAAAGUUAUUUCAUGCACAAUAUUGCAAUUCCAUGUGAUUUUAUAAGAGAUCUAUAGUUGUGUUAUCAAUAAAAGUUACUAGUUUUCA